Funneliformis caledonium is the source of this 664-nucleotide messenger RNA. The record is from the annotation of a GenBank genome assembly. Lineage: Eukaryota; Fungi; Glomeromycota; Glomeromycetes; Glomerales; Glomeraceae.
GAAAGACGUUCUGAAAUUCCCAAGAACUUUGCAAGAUGUAAGAUUAAUCCAUGAAGCUUUGACAGGUCACGGAAAUGAUGAUAUCUAUAUCGUAAUAUGUUACAUUGCAACUUAUAUAUUCUUACAGUCUUUUGCGGUACCAGGAAGUGUGAUGCUUAGCGUGUUAGGUGGAACAUUAUGGGGAAGUUGGAAGGCUUUGGUUCUUGUUAGUUUUUGUACAGGUACAGGUGCAACUAUUUCUUAUCUGUUGUCUUACUAUUUGGGACAGCCAGUAACUCAAAAUUAUCUCGCUGAGCGAAUGGAACGUUGGAAUGUACAGCUAAACUCGCAUCGAAAGGGAUUAUUCUCAUAUAUAAUAUUUCUUAGAAUAGCACCUUUCUUACCAAAUUGGUUCAUCAAUAUAGCGUCUCCUCAUCUUGGAGUUGGUAUCGGAGUAUUUUAUUGGGCGACUUUCUUUGGGGUUGCACCAUUAUCUUUUAUUCACGCUCAAGCCGGGGAAACUAUUCACGUGUUGUCAGAAUCUGAUGAAUUCACUUUUUUGACCAUACAAAAUAUCGUUGCGAUGUCAUUAUUUGCUGUCACAGCUUUAAUUCCUGUCAUGUUAAGAAAAAAAUUUGAACCACAAGAAAAUACAAAGUUUAUCGAUCCGAAGAAAAUUGUAUAA